Molecule: messenger RNA, 1920 nt
Organism: Lachancea nothofagi CBS 11611
Lineage: Eukaryota; Fungi; Ascomycota; Saccharomycetes; Saccharomycetales; Saccharomycetaceae
Source: the annotation of a GenBank genome assembly
AUGUCUAAAGACUCCAGUGCAAACAAGGAAGGAUCUAAUGAUCCCAGAUUUGCGAGUGUUCAUAACGACCCAAAAUUCAGAGAGACCAAAGCCAGAAAGUAUAAAAUCAAGCUGGAUGACAGAUUUAGCAAGAAAGAUUUAGAGUUCAAGCGUAAGGCCAGAGUAGACAAGUAUGGUAGACGGUUGCACGAUGAAGAUAGCAAGGAUACGAAAGAUUUUGAAAAAUAUUACGAGAAGGAAGAAGAGCAAAAGCUAGAAGAAAGCAGUAGUGACGAAGACAAUGUGGUCGAUGGCAAGGUCGCUGAAAAAGGCUUGCUUUUGGACAGGGCCCGCGGGGAAGUGCCCAGUGAUUACGUUUCCUCUGCAGAUGAAGGGUCGUCUUCUUCUGAAUCUGAAGCGGACACCGAAGACAGUGACGUCGAGGGCGAAGAAUCCGAAGUCGAAAUCGAACAAAGCAAGCCCGAAUCAGGAGAAAGCAGCAAGACGCUAGCGGUUGUAAACUUGGAUUGGGACCACGUCAAGUCGGAAGAUCUGAUGAUUACCUUCACCAGUUUUGUUCCCAAGGGCGGUAAAAUUGUCAGGAUCGCAGUCUACCCUAGCGAGUUUGGUAAAGAGAGGCUUCAACGUGAAGAACUCGAGGGCCCACCGAAGGAGAUUUUCAAGAGCAAAAAGAAGAGUAAGAGCAGUAAAGGUGACGAUAGCGACUCCGAUGUGGACGUUAAAGAUCUGUAUGAAGAAGGCGAUGCUGAAGACUACGACGUCAAAUCAUUGCGUCGCUACCAGUUGGAAAGACUCAGAUACUACUACGCUGUGGUUUACUGCAAUAAUGUCGAAACUGCUGUAGCUAUAUACAAGAACUGCGAUGGCACUGAGUUUGAAUCCACCGCCAACAUGUUUGACCUCAGAUACGUUCCAGAUGAGAUGGAUUUUGACGAUAAACCUAGAGACGAGUGCUCCAGUAUGCCAAAGAAUUACAGGCCUGCGCUAUUCAGCACAGAUGCACUCCAGCACUCCAAAGUGAAGCUGACUUGGGAUGAAACUCCGGCAGAUCGUGUCGCUAUGGCUAAGAGAGCAUUUACGCAAAAGGAAGUUGACGAAAUGGACUUCAAAGCGUAUUUGGCCUCUGAUAGUGAAGAUUCGGAACCGGAAGAUAAUCAAGAUUUGAAGAAUAAACUUAGGUCGCUGGCAAACCUAUCAGCUCAAGUUGGUAAUAAGUCUCUCUUUGACAAGGAAGCCGAAGAAGGAGAGAGUGAUGUGGACAUGCAAAUUACGUUUGCACCUGGCCUUGCAGAGGGUGGUGGAGAUGCCGCUGAAGGUGCAGAGGACAAAAUUGAGGAGAGUACAGUUGAUAAGGUGAGACGCAAGGAAAAAGAACGUAAAAAGAUGAGAAAGGACAGAAUUAAGGAACUCAAGAAAAAGGCUGAGGACGAUAAAAGACAGAAGCUCAAAGAGUUGAAGACAAAGAAACAUUCACCUGUUGAAGAGGGUGACAGCAAGUCUGCUGCCGAACUAGAGCUGUUGAUGAUGGACGACGAAGAGGAUUCCUCCAAGAUAAACAACAAGGCACACUUCAACAUGAACGAAAUUGUGAGGUCCGAAAAGGAAAAGGGCAAGAAGUCGAAGUACCAGGACAAGAGGAAGAUCACCGAGGAUGAGUUCAAACCAGAUUUGAACGAUCCUAGAUUCAACGAAGUAUUUGAAGACCACGAUUUUGCCAUUGAUCCUUCGCAACCCGAGUUCAAAGGUACGACUGCCAUGAAGCAAAUCUUGCAAGAGAGAAACAAGCGGUCAUACAAGAGCAAAAACAAAAAGAGAAGUGUUGAUGACUUGGCCAAAGACACUGGUUCCGAUCUCAAAGGACUAGUUAGCAAGAUUAAACGGUCUUCCAAUAUCAAAAAAAUGAAGAGGCAAAAUAAGUAA